AUGGCUUCAUCAAACAGCACGGCCCUCCUCGUGAUGGACCUGAUCCACAAUAUUGUCAACAGACUGCCGGAGGCCGGCAGAGAGGAGUACCUGGCCCGCGUAUCCCGCGGCAUUGCGGCGGCCCGCGAGAAGAACAUACCGGUGAUCCACGUCACGAUCCACUUCCGCCCCGGAUACCCCGAGGUCCCCCGCACCAACCCGUUCUGGGCCCGGAUCUCCUCCACAGACGACUUCGUGCACAUUGAAGGCCAACAGAAGGAGGGGCAGAAUUUUGUUGCGGAAGCCGCACCGAGGGAUGGUGAGAUUGUCAUCAACCGACCGCGUAUUUCGGCGUUUUACAACAGCGAUUUGGAGGUUGUGCUGAGGAGUAUGGGGGUGAAGAAUCUGGCUAUUGCGGGAGUUGCGACCAGUGGAGUCGUUCUGUCGACGGUUCGCGAGGCAUUUGAUCGGGAUUACGAUGUUACGGUUUUGGAAGACUUAUGCAUGGAUCGAGACGAGGAGGUGCAUCGCGUUCUGACGACGAAGGUCUUUUCUUGGACUGGGAAUGUGACUAGCUCCGAGGAGUGGAUUAACAAGUUGUAG
This is a messenger RNA of Colletotrichum chrysophilum, 582 nucleotides long. RefSeq lists its product as uncharacterized. NCBI's taxonomy places the organism in Eukaryota, Fungi, Ascomycota, Sordariomycetes, Glomerellales, Glomerellaceae. Bases 1 to 582 code for a protein of 193 amino acids. The transcript has a single exon. The record is from RefSeq and is a predicted model, not a curated record.